CAAAAUUUGCCUCUCUCUCUCUAAAUCAAAAUUUGCCUAUCCUUCUCUCUCAACAUCAGAAUCAUUCAAUGAAUUAUUGCCACCUCUCUCUCUCUCUCUCUCAAAUCAAAAUUUGCCUCUCAUUCUCUCUCUAAAUUCCGAAUUUUUUUACAAGUAUGUUUGCCAACCACCUCUUUCCCUCUCCCUCUUCCUCUCCCUCUCUCCCCAAAGGCUGUAUCAGAGGUAUUUUUUUUGCCAUCUCUAUCUCCAUAAGACAAUAAAAGUAGCAAAAAAAACAAAACCUACUGAGACUUCAAACAGAGAGUGCAAUGGCGAACGGGAAGGUCUUACUCAUAGAGGGGAACCCAGAAAACCCUAACCCUAGCUGGAAUGGCGGUUUAAACACUGAUUUAGUGGAUGCUCUCCCUUACAUUGACGACGACUAUGGCAAUCUCAAGGUUAAGGAAGAGGUAGACAGGCUUGUUGAAGAGGAGAUGAGGAAUAGCACAAAGAAGCCAUCGGAUUUCCUGAAAAUUCUACCUCCUGCUCCCAAAUUCAACUUUGAGAACAACCCUAUGCUUGCUCGAGAAUAUGAGCGCGUGAGAGCAGGCAAGCCUCCAUUGGCCAUGGACAUGUCAAGAUAUGGAUUGGAGCCACCGCCUGUGAAUAGGCGAAAUGAUGUCACUGCUUGGAAGAAUGCUCUUCAAAAUGCUCAAAGUCAGCUUCAACACCAAACUAUACGACUUGAAAAUCUUGAUUUAAUGAUGAAUCAUGGAGUGAACAUAUGGAAACUUAACAAUCAACGCUUGGAAGCUUUCUUAGCAAGGAUGCAGGCAAACGUGCAGGAAUACAAUGAAAAGAUAGAAAAUUUGAACAGUAAAAGGAAGUUUCAUCAGCAAAAUGCAGUUUCUGAGCUCAAUUAUCUGGCUUUGCAAUGGAAGGAGCUUUGUGAAAAGUAUAUAGAGAUCGAGUCUGCAUGUGUUGAGAUGGAGAAACAUAUUGAAGAACUCAUGAAACAGGCCAAAGACGAGUACACCAACUCUUCUUUUUACAUUGGGAAUCGACUGGGACUGAACUGGUUCAAGGAUGAUAUUGGUCUGUACCCUGUUUUUCUCUAG
Amborella trichopoda is the source of this 1097-nucleotide messenger RNA. The record is from RefSeq and is a predicted model, not a curated record. NCBI's taxonomy places the organism in Eukaryota, Viridiplantae, Streptophyta, Magnoliopsida, Amborellales, Amborellaceae.